UUGUCAAUUAUAAAUAUGAUGGAAGAAGAUUGGAUGGCAUUCAAGCUGGAUAGAGAAAGAGAUGUGAUGAUAAAACAAGCACGAACAGCGCGAUUAAUUAUGAUGAUUGAAUAUGUUUUCAUUAUAAUGGGGUUCCUCACAUUAAUUGUUCUUCCUUGUUUCGGCAUGCAAGUAACAUACGUAACAAAUUCCACGGAUCGACGAAAAUUUUUACCGUUGGCAACGUACCAUUUCUACGACAUAAAUAAGAGUCCACAAUUUGAGUUGACAUUUUUCAUUCAUACCAUAACGACCUUGUUAUUAACUAUCAUUUACAUAUCCGUAGAUAUUCUUCUAGUACUAAUGAUUUUUCACAUUUGUGGUCAGUUAGAAAACUUUAGAUGUCGAUUAAUUAAUUUGAUCUCAUGCAAAAAUUUUAAUAAAGUUUUAAACAACAUUGUAGCGACCCAUCUACGUCUUAUCAGGUAUGAAUUUUUAACAAUAGAACUUUUAACAGAAUUCCUUCAGAAAUUUUAUUAA
Mycetomoellerius zeteki is the source of this 519-nucleotide messenger RNA. RefSeq lists its product as uncharacterized. Gene Ontology annotation, biological process: sensory perception of smell. The record is from RefSeq and is a predicted model, not a curated record. The annotation marks the transcript as partial. Gene Ontology annotation, molecular function: olfactory receptor activity; odorant binding. The transcript has a single exon. NCBI's taxonomy places the organism in Eukaryota, Metazoa, Arthropoda, Insecta, Hymenoptera, Formicidae. Gene Ontology annotation, cellular component: membrane.